AAUCAAAAAUAUCGUCUUGUUAGUAAUGAUUCAACAAAGUCAUUGGCAGCUUGGUGGCGUGCUUUUGGAUUUAUAAAUGUUCAAAAUGAAAAUAAUAAAUUUGAACAAAUUGCCGGUUAUAUUAGUUGUUUAAAAUGUUAUCAUACAUUUCGAUAUGGAUUUAAAAGUGGAACAAAACACUUUGUCGAUCAUGCGGAUCGAUGUUUUCCCUUAAUUUUCUCAGAUUCUAUUGCAGCUAAUACAGAUGAUUCAAAUUUAGUUCAACGUAAAUUAGAACAAACUGGUUUUCAACGAAAAGCUAAAUUAACAAUUAAAGAAAAAAACGAAUUUAAAGAUCUUUAUGCCAAAUGGAUUUGUUGUGAUCUUAGACCAUUUACAAUUGUUGAGGAUUUUGGAUUUGAACAUUUGGCGAAUAUGUUUAUCAAAAUAGGUGCUCAAUAUGGUCUUGUGGAUGCGAAAGAUCUGAUACCAAGUUGCCGUACGAUUGGUCGUUCUGUUAAAGAUUUAGCUGAUAAAUAUCGACUUGAACUAAAAGAAGAACUAACUGAACCAUUACAUGCAAAAGCAGUUACAAUUGCACCUGAUUUUUGGCAAAACAAAUACAACCAACAAGCCUAUUUAGGUCUUAAUAUUACAUAUGUUCAUAUUAAUCAUCAAUAUAAAUCUGUCGAUUUAUUUUGUCGACCGUUUAAUGGUACUAAAUCGUACGAUUUAAUUCUUAAAUUUCUUACCACACAAUUAUUAGAAUUUGGAAUUACCAAUUUAAUGGAUGUUAAUAUCAUUAUAGAUCGUGGAACAAAUUUCAUAAAAGCAUUUGCUAAAUAUGACCCACAAAACACAAAGAAAAAAAAAGAAACUAACCACUCAACCAAUGAUGUUUCUUCUGGAACUAAACAAACAUUAACAACAGCUAGUUUGGUAGUUGAAAAAGAUGAUUUAUCAAGUUCUUCCGAGUCCGAUUCUUCGGAGUCUGAAGAAGAACAAGAUAAACAACAACCAAAUAAAUCAGAUGAAGAUUCAUCACUUGUUGUACCAAGACGAAGAAAAAACUCAGCAACAACAAAUGUACAAAAAAUGUCAGUUGAUAAUAUUCCACCUGAAUCAAAACAAGUUUUAUUCAUACUUAAACAAGCCAAAAAGCUUGUAAAGUAUGUGAAAAUAACAGGCUUGAACUCAGAAAUAAAAGCAAAUGGUGGAGCAACUCUUCAUCAAGCAACCGUUGUGAGAUGGUUGUCUUUGUCAGAUUUAUUGGAAUCAGUCAUUAAAUCGUUCAAAAUCACACGGAAAUUAUUAAAUGGUAAAGAAAAACAAGCAUUAAUUACGGACCUAAAUCUGCAAUGCUUAAAACAAUUAUGUACUCUUCUAAAACCUUUCAAGCACGUUAUGACAUCUGUUCAAAAUGGUAAUGCGCCAUCGCUUUAUCUGGUUCCAAUGUUUUAUAUUACAUUGAAAGAAAUAUUACAAUCGUUCGAAGCUGUUAAGAAAUUUAAUUAUGAAAAUAUUGAUAAUAAAGAAGAAGAUGAUCACUCACUUGAUGCUUCAAAUGAUGAAGAUCUUGAACAUGAAUUACCAGGCAUUAAAUGGUUUCGUGAAAGACUUCUUUCGUUAUUAAAUGAAAUGAUAGUACUAGAUAUUCGUCAAGUAGCAGCAACUCUACUUCACCCACGUUACAGGUCAUUAAAGAAAAUUCCUGAUCAUGUAAAAGAUCAAUGUUAUAAAUAUGUUAGACGACAAGUUCGACAGCUACGUGAUAAAGUCGAAGUCGAAGAAGAAAAUCGACAACAAUCAUCAGAACCACCAGCAAAAAGACUUAAAAAGGAGAGAAACAUGUUUAGUAGAUUCGAAUCGGGAGAUCUUAGUGAAGAAGCUGGUGAACAAAAUGAAAGCAGCAACGAAAGUGUAGAGUUUGAAUACAGCAUAAAAAAAGGUGAUGAGCUUGAUCGAUACCUGUUAUUUGAAUUGGAUAAAACCAAAAAACAAAUAGAACCAUUACAAUUUUGGAAAAAUCACAGUAAUCGAUUUCCAAUAUUAUCAAAAUAUGCUCGAUCAAUCUUCUCAAUUCCUGCAACUACUACAAAUGUAGAGAGGGAGUUUUCGUCUGCUGGUUUCAUUUUAAAUGAAAGACGAGCAAAUCUACAACCAGAUAAAUUAGAUGAUAUUUUAUUAGUGCGAUCAGUAGAAAAACAGUUAUAUAAAAAUUAA
This is a messenger RNA of Rotaria sp. Silwood2, 2202 nucleotides long. The record is from the annotation of a GenBank genome assembly. NCBI's taxonomy places the organism in Eukaryota, Metazoa, Rotifera, Eurotatoria, Philodinida, Philodinidae.